Lachancea meyersii CBS 8951 is the source of this 2934-nucleotide messenger RNA. Lineage: Eukaryota; Fungi; Ascomycota; Saccharomycetes; Saccharomycetales; Saccharomycetaceae. The record is from the annotation of a GenBank genome assembly.
AUGGCAGAUGUGGAGCCAAUUGGUCAACAUGAGAUUAUAGUUGACGAGCCUGAGCUUAUCAGCUGUUUGAACGAUGAUGAGGACAUUAAUAGAAUCUUUCUGUUCAAAGAAAAUGGCAUCUCUUCCUACAACGUUGAUCUUUCAAUGAUCGAGAACCACGAGUUCAUUAAUUUGAAUGGAGCGGUGGCAAUUGCAAAGUUUGAGUUUGGUGAGCCUGCUGCCAAAUAUGUGAUUGUUUUGAAGAGUAAUUGCGAGAUUUUAGUACUCGGGCUUCCUGCUUUCGAACUAACUCAAAAGCGGCAACUCAGCUUUAACGGUGUUUCUACGUUUCGCAACGCCUUUUUAUUCUUCGACAGUGACUAUAGACGUCUGCACAUCUGCGUGAACGCACAUCACAUUUUUGAGAUUCAAACUCGCGACAUUUUGAAUUCUGACGGCCUACUUGAAUGCCGUCAGUUCCACCAAUCCACAAAUGAAGUUUUGGACGCGGUGUGUUUGAGUACAUUGGACGAGGGUUAUUUUGUCCUCAAGAGAGAUGUUAUUACCGGUUGCUUGAAAGUGGACUUGAUUUACCCCUACACUUUGGAGCCACAAGCGACGGAAAAAGACACAAAUGGGCAAGCCCCGGCCACUAAGAUGAUGAAUACUCUGUCGAAUCCAAGUAUUGAAGAUAUAUGGGCAUUCAGUUACCUGCACAAUCCUCAGCUGAUUGCUGUUGUAACUACGCGAAAACUACUCGUGCUGAAAGACAGUCUUAGCGUUUACGAAACUAAGGGUUUUGAGAAAAUAUCGGGAGGAUUGUUUGAUCAUCGCGCACCAUUUACAGGCUUGAGUUUACUCUACGACAGUGGGUCUUUAUUUUUGUCGAUGCAGGACAUAUCUGGUAGGGUGUAUUUCGCUUCAGUCAAUCUGUUCGAAACUUCGAGAUCAGUGUCAUGGCGUCAACUGCGAACUCACCCAACCUUGAAGACCUCGGAGACCUUGAAUACUAAUGGAUUGAGCAAAGUAUUGAGCCCAACUCAAUGUGCUCUCGUAUCUAGAUCUGGCUUUGUGGUUAUCAGCACGGUGAGACGUGAAGUGAAGUUUACAUUACCAUGCCAUCAGCACACAUACAUCGAUGCGACUUUCAUUGAGCAAAUCGAUGGACAGUUUUCUCAAAUUGUUGCUUGUGGUGGCGUUACUGCCGAUCGUGGUUUUCUUGAGUGUUUCAGAAGGAUCUGGAAUACUGAUGCACUAAAACUACUCGAGAGCGAUAAUUCGUUUGAAAAUCAAGGCCUCGAAGACUUCUGGGUGACGGAUAAUGGCAUGGUUGUUAGCACAGUUUUCUGCAAUCAAGAUGAUGAGCUCCGCUACGUCUCCAAAUGUGGCACAAAAUUACUACGCAAAGAAGCUCUUUGCGCUACACAGGAUAGUGGGGGCCGUGCUUUACUAUAUCUAGAUGCAACUUACCAUUUGCAAUUAGUGACAAAAGAUAUCAAGAGACAAAUAUGUUCAGUCACGCCUCCAAGCUGUGGCGACUCAUGGUCACUGUUCGCGUCCGUAGAACAAAAAAGCUGCGAACUGCCUUCCUUGAUUAUUAUUUCCAAAGGGAAGACUCUUUUAGUUCUUCGAAAUGGGAUUUUAGAAGCUUCGUUUGACACAGACUGUUUCAAUAUAAAAAGCAUUUGCGUGAAAACGCUUCCACAUACUGAUCAGUUUUUGAUCCUUGCCAGCAGCGAUAGCGGUUUAUUGUCGAAGAUCUUAUACCAGCCAACAGAGAAAUCUUUACGCAUACAGAAAACCAUACAAUUCGAGAAAGGCGUUCCACUUCAGCUUUGUGACAUCGGAGAUGAAGCUGAGUGCACUCCUACGCUGUUUGUUUAUAGCGGGAACAGACUGUGGAUUCUAAAUGUUGUCGAUGAGACGUGCAUCGAGUGCUUUGGUGAUUAUGGAAUCAAGCGCAUGCGGUUCCUAGGAAGCUGUAAGUUCAUAGCUCUGACACGUCAUGACGUAUUUGUUACGCUUCAUUACAACGACUUGAUGUGUCCGCUGUGGAUAUGGACUCGAAGGCAAUUUACAUUAGAUGGUGGCAUAGCCACGCAUUUAGUGAAGCUCGAGAAUCCUCGCUACGUGGUUUUCGCUAGCCAAGAUAGACAUAACGCCUGCAAGGUAUCUCUUUUCGACACUGCUACUCUUCAAAUCUUGCAUGAGUACGAGCUGCCUGAACGUGGUAUAAUUCGAGGAUUACUGAAGCUGCAAAAGCCUUACGACCAUAGCAUUAUACUAUCCUUUAUGGGAGAAUCUAAGGGCUGUGACUCUCUGAUCUUACUGUUGAUCGAGAAGAAACGACUCAUUCGUGCCGCUAGGCACAAAAUUGAAGGGGCGUCUGGAGCCUUGGCUCAAAAAGGUGAGACGAUAUUCCAUAGCGGAAGCCGUAUCGAUGUUUUUCACCUGCAUCAGAAAAGCGAUCAUUGGAGUUUCCACUCAAAUAAGAAGAAAAUCCGAGGAUCAGGAACUCUUACUUCUACGUGCUUUGCAAACGACCAGGGACAACUCACAGUGUGGGACUCCACGAGAGGCCUGAGAAAUUAUGAUCUAGGCUCAGGAAAUUGCUCGGUUCGAAGCUGUGCCAAAAAUUCGGAGAAUCCAGAGGAAAUAGUUGCACUAUUUGAAUCGAAAGUCUCGUAUAGCAAAGUACAUGAUGUCAGAGAGAUGUUGAGCCCGGUAAAACGAGCUGAAACAAAGCUAGAGUUGAUCAAAAUACAAAAAUCCCGACUUAACGCGUUUAAUGUCACAGGCAUCAAUGUUUCCGUGCAACAUCUUGAGUCUUCCUUCACCACAGAAGUCCCGCUAAUCAAGCAUGUAACGAAGGCCAAGCAAAUAGGACCUGCUGAUUGCCUGGUGUGCGCUAGGGGCGGACUUUAUAUAAGUAAAAUAAAAAAACACUCAGUAUAA